Molecule: messenger RNA, 1086 nt
Organism: Eremomyces bilateralis CBS 781.70
Lineage: Eukaryota; Fungi; Ascomycota; Dothideomycetes; Eremomycetales; Eremomycetaceae
Exons: 2
Coding region: 50-646 (198 amino acids)
Source: RefSeq, a predicted model, not a curated record
AUGACUUACGGAAGCACGACUAUUGUAUUGAAAUACGAAUACCUACGGUAUGGCUUCCACUAGCAUAUCACAUACCCGUGCACUAUUUCAGGAGAACACGUUUUUCGGCGUUGUGAUUGAAUCUGAUGUUAUGAUUUGGGGAUUCUAUUUUCAUUUGAGAGAAAUAGGAAAUUUUACUUGCCUCAUUCUAUUAUGGAUAAACCCUGUACCCAAGCACAUCGAAUGUGCCCUCGAAAUAUACAGGAGGAUCGAACUUCCCAACCUCUUCCUGCGGAUCGGUAGUGUGCGAGACACCCGUCAGGACGAGCCUGACAUUUAUUUCAAGAUGCGAGUUCUUGAGCUCCCCUUCGUGCUUCUCCUCCUUCUUCCUCCGCCUCCCGGCGCUACGUGCUUGCAUCUCAUUGCUCAGGUAACGGCUGAUAGAAUUGGGAAUCGUGGCUGCUGUGGCCAGCGAGGAUUUCGCCGCCUUGUGGGUUUCGCUUUUCAGCAGCUUCGUGCGGAGGUCUUCAUACUUGACCCCGUAGGGAAUCUGGGGUUUGCCGGGCCAGCCUUUCUUCGACCCGUGCUCCCAGAGAAGCAGAUAGCGAAUGACGAGGCGGCUUUUGACGAUCACACAGACGAUUUCGGACAUAUCCAGGCCCGGUAGGUGCAAGAUGCCGGGCAUUCGGGCGGUCCAUGUCGUGGGGGAAGCGGUCGGUAGCUCCCCCCCGAGCCGUGCCGGAGCUGGCGACGACUGAGGUACAUUGGCAGCCUCGUGAUUGUUAACGUGGACUGCAGUAUGAAUAGGAUCCCAUUUGCCUUUAGGGUCAAGCAGCAGCAAUUGGCAGCGGAUGAUGAAGGCCUGGGGUUGAUUUUGGUUGAUCCAAUCCAGCAACGGCCGGUACACGACAGUCCAGGAAAUGUCAUCCGGUUUGGCACUCCCGACCCAUAUUGAGCCGGUCAGGCGGACUGGAUUUGUCAGUGAGUAAUCUGGCGCGGAUUCCAUGGGGCCUUUCGGCACGGGAGCCGUACCUCUUCGUUGUGUAUUCCUGAUACAAAAAGAGGCGGUGUCGGGCUCGGUCUUGAUUGACUCUGACUGUUGAGUUU